Populus nigra (black poplar) is the source of this 1474-nucleotide messenger RNA. Its product is annotated as universal stress protein PHOS34. The transcript is spliced from 5 exons. Bases 157 to 678 code for a protein of 173 amino acids. The record is from RefSeq and is a predicted model, not a curated record. Lineage: Eukaryota; Viridiplantae; Streptophyta; Magnoliopsida; Malpighiales; Salicaceae.
UUUGUCACUAUCUAAUUUUCACGUAAACAAAUACAAAAAAUAAACAAAUCCACGGAAACAGAAAUAUCUAGUACCCGGUUGUCAACUCGAUCCUCGAAAGGGUAAUUAGCAGCUGAGCUGAGUGAGUAAAAAAUCAAUCCAUCCAUCCAUCAAACCAUGAGUGCAAACCUUGGAUGCGUGAUCGUAGCCGUUGAUGGAAGCGAGGAGAGCAUGAACGCCUUGAGAUAUGCCCUCGAUAACCUCAAGCUCCGAUCUCCUGCUCCCGAAUCCACUGAAACCCCUGGCUCCUUCGUCAUCCUCCAUGUCCAACCACCACCGUCUAUCGCUGCUGGCCUUAAUCCCGGUGCCAUCCCUUUUGGCGGACCCAGUGGUUUGGAGGUGCCUGCGUUCACGGCGGCGAUUGAAGCGCAUCAGAGGAGGAUUACGGAGGCGAUUCUAGAACAUGCCUUGGAGAUUUGCCGUGAAAAGAAAGUGAAUGUGAAAACACAAGUGGUGAUUGGGGAUCCAAAGGAGAAGAUAUGUGAAGUUGCUGAGAAUCUGCCUGCCGAUUUGCUUGUGAUGGGAAGUCGUUCUUUUGGCCCUAUUAAAAGGAUGUUUCUGGGAAGUGUAAGCAAUUACUGCACCAACCAGGCACAAUGCCCUGUCAUAAUAGUCAAGGGAAAGGACCCCUCAUCGUGAACUAAACUAGAAAUCAAAAUUGCCACAGCUGGUUGAGGGAAAUGGUGUUUUGGCAUGGAUGUCUGGUGGCCAAGGUUGAAGGCGUUGUUGUUUGGCUUGAAGUCUGCAAAAGUGCUAUUGGUUUGUUGCUGCUAUUCCAGGAAGAUAGUCUGUUUUUCUUUUCUUUUCUUUUCUUUUUGUUAAAGAUUUGAUUCAAGGAAUCUGAAGCUCCUCUCCUCUGUUUCUUUCUCUCUUUUUCUCUAGCAAUCGAGGCUUUUGAAAUCCCUAAUUUCGAAGCCCUCAAAUUCGAUAGAAUCUCAAUUACUUUGUUGGUCUCCUGGGAAAACUUUUAAUUGUUUAUUGAAGGGGACUAUAGAAACAGAGAAAAAUUUGUUAUUGGUUUCAUCUGGUGAAAUCCUCCAGCGUGUGGGUGGUGAAGACUCAGGGAUAAAUUGUUGGGUAGUGGUGGGAUUUGUUGAACUGGGUGUUCUGGUGAUCAAGAGCUGCUGGGUUUGACAAUGUGAUGUGAUUUUGCAGUGUUGGGUGGCGUGAAUCGGGUCUUUGAAUGAGGUCGGUUUGGCUGCUGGUGUUAGACUGAUUUGGUGGUGGCUGAAAUUGGUUUUGUGGUAGUGUGGUAGUGUGGGUGGCUGUUAUGGUGGCUGAUUUGGUAUGAUCUUGUUGUUAGCUGUGUGGGGAAGAUGAAUAGUGGCGACAAUUUUGGGGCAAAAUUGAUUUAAAGGUGUUUUGUUUUGUUUUUUAUUAUAUAGAUUUUGAUAGUAAACGGGAAAAGGCAAAAAAAGAAACUCUUUUUUUCGUA